AUGCCACGCUGUUACAUGGUAAAAAAACAGAGCAACAAGUAUCAGUCCAUAGUGAGGGACUGUUGGGACCAAAAUAAUUCUUCUUCAGGAGCGCCAGAGAGCCCCACCGAAGGCUGCGUGGCUCCCCUCUGCUACACCCCACUCACUAACCGUACAAAAUACUCCCAAGACUUCAUUCCAAACGGCGCGAUCGACCAGGUGAAAAUCGAGGAAAACCUAACCGGCGGCGAUGGCAGCAACCCGGCUCUCCGCACACGGAGCGCCGAAGAAACGGAAGCGGCGCACGAUCUGCUCUCCCUUUCGCAAAGCUUGCCGCCCCUACCAGCACCCAGCGUGGUCAUGAUCCACCAUACCGUCCCCACCGAAGAAGAUCCACCCAGCCCCACGCACUGCUACCGGCCGCUGUCCCCCGACUCCCCCACGCCCGUAGUGGUACCUUGUUACACGCCGCCGAUAGUCUACGUAGUCCAAGUUCCCGCGGCCGUUCCUACGCCGCCGACUUCGGAAUGUUCUUCCGACGCCGAGAACCUCCAGAUUUGUUCCGUUUUGUCGGAGCAGAGCGAGGACAUCCUGAUUUUGCCGCUGUCUCCGGAACCAGACAGCCAGAGCGGACAAGAAGUGGCGAAUUCUGAUGUCGCCGGGCAAAAACUGGAAACCGUGAUAGCAUCUUCCCAUCUCAACAUUCCCGACAGGCGGAAGAGGAAGAAUAAAAGGACCAAUAAAACUAACAAGACUUCCAAAAACAACAAUGAUAGCUGUACGAGCGAUAACAAUAUUGAUUCCUCCGGCAGCGAAAUUACUACCACAUCUAAAACGAAAUUCUACAAAGUCGUCGAGGAGGACGUCGACGAGGAGGUCGACGUCGAGACCACCACCGAAUCGGAGUCCACGAAGAGCCGGUACGUUUGCGGAGAGUGCGGCAAGCAGUACGCCACAUCAAGCAACCUCAGCCGACACAAGCAAACGCAUCGCAGCCUUGACUCCCAGUCCGCGAAAAAGUGCAUGACCUGCGGCAAAGCGUACGUCAGCAUGCCGGCCCUAGCGAUGCACCUGCUCACCCACAAGCUAGCGCAUAGCUGCGGUAUCUGCGGUAAGCAAUUCUCAAGGCCGUGGCUGCUCCAGGGCCACCUUAGGUCGCAUACGGGUGAGAAGCCUUACGGGUGCGCUCACUGCGGUAAGGCCUUUGCGGACAGGUCUAAUCUGAGGGCGCACAUGCAGACCCACUCGGGCGACAAGAACUUCAGCUGCCCGAAGUGUAACAAAACGUUCGCGCUGAAGUCGUACCUCAACAAACACCAGGAGUCGGCUUGCAUGGUGUGGGAUUCUAAGAUGAAGGGUUAUAAAAGGCUGACGGUUCACGCAGAAACACAGACCAUUACUGUUGAUUAA
Messenger RNA from Anoplophora glabripennis (Asian longhorned beetle), 1389 nucleotides. Its product is annotated as transcriptional repressor scratch 1. Bases 1 to 1389 code for a protein of 462 amino acids. The record is from RefSeq and is a predicted model, not a curated record. NCBI's taxonomy places the organism in Eukaryota, Metazoa, Arthropoda, Insecta, Coleoptera, Cerambycidae. Gene Ontology annotation, biological process: regulation of DNA-templated transcription. Gene Ontology annotation, molecular function: DNA-binding transcription factor activity, RNA polymerase II-specific; RNA polymerase II cis-regulatory region sequence-specific DNA binding. The transcript has 5 exons.